GCCAUCCGGGACGCCAAAACACCCACGCAUAGGCGCAACAUUACAGGGGCGCCGCCGCGAAGCGCAAAUGGGCCCCAGAACCCUGCCAUGUCGUUUAUCGAUAUCCACAUGUCCGAGUCGAUGAUUGACUCGCCGUCGUCCAAGCCAGUCCGCAGUCCGGAUGGCAAGGCGCAAGCAGAGACGACGGCAAAGUCGGACGCGAAUGACAAGGCACGACGGAAAGGCACGGCCAACGGGCUGGGUACGCCGGGCGGUGCAAGUCUGGCAGACGGCCUGGAGACGACCAACCGCAUGUUUGAGAUUCUGUCUGCGCGCUCCGACAUCGACCAUCCCAUCUGCGUGGAAUGCACCGAGAUGCUCAUCGACGGGCUCCAGAAGCGGCUGGCUGUUGCGACGCGAGAGCGCGACGCCUACGUGGACUUUCUGCGGCGCGCAAACACCGACGUCCCCAGCGCCGAGGAGGUCAAGGCAGCCGAGGCAGCGCUCAAAGCUGCCAACAAGGCCGAAAGCACGGCCAUUACGCAGCUCGAGAACCUCGAGGCGGAAAAGGCGGAGCUCGACAACCAGAUUGCCGCCUUGGAGGCGGAAGCGCGGAUACUGGACCAAGAGGAGAAUGAGUUUUGGAAGAGCAGAAACGCCUUCAACACGACGCUGACCGAGUUUCAAAAUGAGCGCGAUGCUCUCGCCACACGCUAUGCGCACGAUGCACAGGUGCUCAACCAGCUGCAGCGGAGAAGCGUUUACAACGACACAUUCAACAUCACGCACGACAACCACUUUGCCACCAUCAACGGGCUGCGCCUCGGCCGCCUGCCAAACCCCUACGUCGACUGGCCCGAAAUCAACGCGGCAUGGGGCCAAACCUGUCUCCUGCUCGCUACCCUGGCAGAGCGUCUAGGCUACAAAUUCGACGGCUACGAGCUCUGCCCCAUGGGCUCUACAUCGACCAUCACGCGCAUAGAGGCAAAAGGCGGGGGUUCCGUCGCCGACUCAUCCAGACAAGUACAACACGCGUCCACGGCGACUACGGCAUCAUCACCACAACUGACAAAGCAACGCCUAGAGCUAUAUUCGUCCGGUGACUUCCCCAUCAAUUUUGGUUUCCUGCACCGCAAGUUUGACGCGGCCAUGGUUGCAUUCCUAGAAUGCCUCCGACAGCUGGGUGAGUUUGUAGAGAACCAGGCGCCGCCGAACGCUGCUGGCAUAGGGGGAGGAGGACCCGGCCCCGGUGGCGGCGGGGUCAAGAUGCCGUACGAAAUACGCAAAGACCGCAUCCACGAUCAAAGCAUCAAGCUUGCUCUCAACAAGGACGAAGGAUGGACAAAGGCGUGCAAGUACACCCUAACGUGUUGCAAGUACUUGCUUGCACACGCAAACAACGUCGAGAGUAACGGCAUGAGGAGACGGUAGUAGUAGGCACGGGCUCGAGUGUACAGACGGGUCCGGUCAGUGCAAAG
Messenger RNA from Exserohilum turcica Et28A, 1457 nucleotides. RefSeq lists its product as uncharacterized. Gene Ontology annotation, biological process: cellular response to nitrogen starvation; late endosome to vacuole transport; autophagosome assembly. The coding region runs from base 88 to 1410 and encodes 440 amino acids. Gene Ontology annotation, cellular component: phagophore assembly site; phosphatidylinositol 3-kinase complex, class III, type I; phosphatidylinositol 3-kinase complex, class III, type II. The transcript has a single exon. The record is from RefSeq and is a predicted model, not a curated record. Lineage: Eukaryota; Fungi; Ascomycota; Dothideomycetes; Pleosporales; Pleosporaceae.